This is a messenger RNA of Daphnia carinata, 1737 nucleotides long. RefSeq names its product ionotropic receptor 93a-like. Bases 470 to 1531 code for a protein of 353 amino acids. Gene Ontology annotation, molecular function: ligand-gated monoatomic ion channel activity. The transcript has 7 exons. Lineage: Eukaryota; Metazoa; Arthropoda; Branchiopoda; Diplostraca; Daphniidae. Gene Ontology annotation, cellular component: membrane. The record is from RefSeq and is a predicted model, not a curated record.
CUUGUAUCGUUUGCAACUCCGUUAUCAUCGCGUACAGAUUUUGAUGGUGCCAAUUUAAAUUUUGUCGUCUUUCACGUAACGAUUUUUUCCCCCGUUUAUGUAGGAACAAAUUUGUAUACGUACAUUUAUAACAUUUUACUUCAGAAUCCCCCGUUCGAUGUUUUUAAACGGGGACCGAAUGGUACCUUUACCUACAAUGGAGUGGGCCUCGAUGUUUUAAGAUGGAUGGCUGCCUAUUUUAACUUCAAGCAUGUCCUUUAUUGAUUUGAAUAAUUAAAAGUUUCAUCUUAAAUUUAAAAUAUGUAAAGAUACUGAUAAACGUCGGUUUAGAUUCACGGUGGUGGCGGUCAAUCAAACUCUUGUUGAGAAAUACGGUACUCACGAAGCAUCGUUCUACCAGCUGAUCAAUGACAAGGAAAUUGAUGGAAUUUCUUGCGCUUUUUUUUUAACCCUCGAUCGGAUUAAGAGAAUGGAUUAUACAUCUUCGUUUCUGUGGGUCGAUGGGCUCAAUAUCGUCGUUCCUAGACCGGGAGAAGAAAGUCGACUAUUCGCAUUCACCAGACCCUUUCAACCGACCGUUUGGCUUUGGAUUUUUGUUGCUAUGAUUUUCAUAGUGGGAGGCAUGACACUCUUUACUUGGCACUACUACUGUUGUGGUCUCGUUAACGAAAUAUCUGACGUGAAUAGCGACCAUCAACAUCACGAGCGAAUUAAAUCGAAUGGACAAAAUAUGUUAAGCUAUUUUAGUUCCAGUGUGAUUUACGUCAUCAAUACUAUGACAAAUCAAGGAUGUAAGGAAGCAUUUGGCCGCCAUUCCUUCCGAAUCCUCGUCGGUUUUUGGCUUUUGGGUGCCAUGGUUUUGGUGAAUUCGUAUGCAGGUAUUGUUAUCUCAUCGUUAACCGUGCCCAAAAUGAAGCCACCGAUUGAAACGUUAGAAGAUUUAGCGGCCAGCAAAGAUGUUAGUCUCAUCAUUCGACACGACGUGUCCAUCGGAGAACAAAUUCUGAAAGCAACGAAUGGAAUUUACAAGAUUCUCGGAGAUAAAGUUCGUUCUCAUCCCAAUCAAAUUCUUGGCGAUCCAUUUAGAGUAAACGCGAUGCUGGAAACUGGAAAAUAUGGUUAUCCUUUUGUCAGAGCGUUCAACGAUUGGUUCGUUGCGCUGCAAUACAAGAAAGACGGUCACUGUCGUUUUCAUUCAUCAAAAACAUUGUCUGUUCCGCUUGGAUAUUAUUCGUGGCUCGUGAAAAAAGGCAAUCCCAACGCGCGAAUAUUUAGCAAAGGGAUAAUGAAUUUGUGGGAGACUGGACUUAUAUUUUUCUGGGGAAAUAGAGCAAUCGGAGUGGCAAGGGCAGGCGAAUGUUUCGAUGGCAAACGUCAAAAAUCUGAAGCUAAACAAAUUUCUAUUCGUUUAGCUGAUUUGACGAGCGCGUUUGUUAUUCUUGGCAUCGGACUCGGUUUAGCGCUACUUUGCUUCUCGUUAGAACAAAUCAAAUCGAUCAAGAAGUUUGAUCUUUUUAACUGCAAACAGUAAGUAACACGUCCGCGGGCCGCAGUAUAAUUAAAAAUCUCACGUCGUCCGCAUAAUUCGGGCUAAACGUAGCGCACUAUAGAGCUUUGAGUAAUCAAUCAAUGAAUAACGAAUCAGCUGUAUUGGAAAUAGGGCCACAUAAACACAAAUGAAAUUUUGUUAUUUAAAUGUAAACGUUUAAAGAAAAGCAACGCAAACAAACAGGUGAA